AAUCCAAUCCACAAUGAAGCCAGUGAAGCCGUGAAGCGUUGGGCGGCUUGGGCAUAGUUUGGGUUUUUCACAGGGGUCUCGAAAUAUGGCACUGUUUCUACCGCUAAUAUCGCUUUAGCCCGAUGCGCAGCAGUUUUCUAAAGUUAUCUCAUGAACACGAUCACGACUCAGUUGUACUAGGUUAGAGCGACCAAAAUUAGUAUGCCCAAGAUCCGCAGCAAAGGCACUGUCCAGGCCGUGUUAUUUCGUGAAAUAGGCAUCAGCAAAUCGCCUUAUAGGUUCACUUUGAAGAUAUUACGACAGCUCGUAUGUGACAAACGCUCGACGUUCACCAAGAUCUGGGAGACGCAUUCGAAAUCUCCAAUCGCUUUCGAAGAUGGUCAUAUUUACCUGGACAACUACAGAACCUGCUUGGCGUUGUGUGGAAUCAACUCCCUGCCAAGCCCACUUUACAAACUCCCACAAGAGCCAAAAAGCAAAAAAAUCGAGGAUGCCUUGAUCUACAUAGGCCCCCUGAAUCGGCUCCCACCCACCGCCAAGGACUGCAGGGCCCGGUUCCUGUCGCUCACGGCAGACAACUGGGUCUACUGCCAGGACAAGAUGAAUGGCCAGGUGCAUCAGGAGAUCUACCUCGGCUCUCCGAACCGCUACAAGUUCAAGCACAUCGACUGGGAGACCCACGGAGAAACCAUCAUCCUCCAGUCGCUGCACCACCAUCCACAUCGCAAUAUUGCCAACUCCAGGAGCAAACCAAGAGUACUGAUCACCAUUGCAGUCUUCAGCGUGUUCCCUGUCCAGUUCAAAGGCAUGCUAGAGAUUGAUCGGGCGAUUUUUGGGAAGGAAUGCAAUCAUGCCAAUGUGUCUGAGGGCCUGCUCAUUGUUGGUACUGGCAGUACCCUAACUGGGACUGUGAGGCUUUACAACUUCAGGGAUAUCCUUGAGCAGGCAUGCAUGUUUCGUGCAAACCUUUACGAAGCUUGCAGUGAUCUCGACGGUGCUAAGGUGGGAACCUACCCGGCAGGCCUUCCGCUCAACUGCAGGCUCAAUGAGCCACCGCCUGUCUUGUUUGAGGUGAAGUGCUCAGAGUUCAUGCUGCAUUUUGGCUGCUACCCCUGGCACUACAUAUCUAGUCCACCGUCCAGGGAAGGAGUUUUUCAAAUAAAGUCAGUUGAAUCGGACGAACUGGCCGAAAAUGGAUUCUUGGACUUCCCAAACCUGAGCACGGAGCCGGACUCUAUCGCAUUUCAUCCGGACGACUCUGGUCGCAUCGUCUACAACUCUUCGCAUUUCAUCAAGGUGUUUCGUCUGGUGACCAACAUGAAGAACAAGCCGUCGCUGAAGGAGUGCUUUGAGAUCACCUUCCGAGAGAGCCUGGCAAAGGUUCAUCAGGAGGCAAGCGUGGACAAGCCAUUGCCUCGCAAGUGCAAGUCCAUCUUCGACAUCUACAACACACAGUGUGUUGAGAAAAGCCUGCUUUCCGAUGACUACGAGAACGAGCUGGAGCUGUACAGCGUCCUGGGCUUCAACCCUGUGGACGAGAGCUGCACGGGGAAGGUGGGCAUCUACGACAAUGACACGGGCGAGCAGAUCAAGUGCUUCGAGCUUGGCAUGAGCCUCGACGAGCUGUGCGACUACACCCUGACUUUGGACCUGGACAACCUGGUCGUCCUGGCGAAGGACGAACGCCGCAACUUCUCUUGUUUCCUCUACCGCCUCCACUUCCCGGGAAAAAUGAAUAACCGUCGUUCGAAGCGCCAGCCGCGCAUCAGUGUGGGCUUGCGCCGUUCUCUGCGGAAUCAGAACUGCGAUGCGAGUUCCAGUGGCAGUGGCAGGAGGAGGAACGAGAACAACAACCACCACGGCUUUGCAAUGCCACCUCCUCCGUGCGACAGGGUCUUUCAAACAAAGCGCUGAACUCGGGGGGUGGUGCCACCAAUUGACACUGCGGCACGGGCGUUUUGUGAUUUGCUUGAGUUCCAGUCGAGUUCCUUUUGAAGUUUGGGCCAGUUGUUGUGGAGGCCUCGAUUCACAAAGUGAGUUGAGGCAACAUAUUUUUUGUGUGUGUGCACGCGUGUGUGUGUGCGCCACACAUGUGUAUGCUACACGUGUGUAUUCAUAUAUAUUAGCUUUGAGCUUGUUUCUCGUAUGAUAAUAUGUGUACAUGAUGUCUCGUUAAUACCCCUCUGUAUAGACCAAAAUAUUGGAGGCAAACUGGCAAAAAAUGUGCAUAUUUGUCUCGUUAGUAUGGGCAACUCACAUUAUGAAAAAAGUUUGGAGGGAAACAGAGGUGUCUAUAUUAACGACUGUAGAUGUUAACGAGACAUGAAAGUGAUCUACAGCUUGCAAAGACCACUUUGCAAGCUUCAGACCACAGAACAGCAGGGAAGAAAAAGACUAUUCUCGUUGGCCAGUCCUUGCUGCUGUGAGAGCAUUUACCAGGUUGGUUGUUGCUUGCUGUAACUUCUGUUUUUCUGAUGAAAAAAAAAUUAGAUCAGGAAAGUAUACUUUUUUUUCUCUAGAACUUUUCUAGCUUUGUUGAGGAUAACGAGUAUGCAAAGAAGGUGGAUGUGAUUAAAGUUUUGAGUUGCUACACGAGUCUGAAAAAGACAGAUGUUGUGCAGUUUGCUAAACCAGUAUGUAUGGCAGCAUAAUUUGACUUUUGUCAGCAGUGCAACUUUGUAUGAUACGAGGUUACCAAGUGUUUUUAUUUUCAACAUUUGUCAGUUACCUAUUGUAUGCUUGUCACCUUUUACUUUCUAAAGAGGGAUGAAUUUCAUGCUACAUUUCGUUACUUUUAUAACCUGUAAUCCAGUUGUGGGAAGUGUUUGUUUUAUAAUUCUGAAGGUAAAAUGUCUAUGUUUAAUAUUGGAAAACCUUUGCCGAUCCAUUUGAUUGUGCAUCCCUUAGUCAAUUAUUUUGAACAGGCCCCUUUGCAUUUUUGAUACCGGAAAAACAUUCACCAUUUUAUUUGAUUGCACGUCCAUCCAUUAGUCACAUAUUUCAAACGGGUUCCUUUAUUUUGUAGUCGUCCUUGAAAUUUCUGUUGAGGCUGAUUUGCUGAGCUAUUGUCCAAGGUACUGUGGAAAUCUCGUUUAUGGCAAUUAUGAUUUUUAAAACUUGAACUAGCUGGAAUGUGUCUCAGUACAACUGAAAGUUUAAUCCUUCAAGCAAACAGAGAAAAGGAGGACGAUUGUUGCCUGCAAGUGUUGUCUUCAGUCAAGUCAACAGCUACAGGUUACUGCUUUUCCUGCAUUUGCGACUGUAGAAAAAUAGGCGGCGAUUAAAAUCACUUUUUUUGAAAAA
Molecule: messenger RNA, 3303 nt
Organism: Ixodes scapularis (black-legged tick)
Lineage: Eukaryota; Metazoa; Arthropoda; Arachnida; Ixodida; Ixodidae
Product: DDB1- and CUL4-associated factor 17
Exons: 13
Coding region: 202-1914 (570 amino acids)
Biological process (GO): protein ubiquitination
Cellular component (GO): Cul4-RING E3 ubiquitin ligase complex
Source: RefSeq, a predicted model, not a curated record